UUAGAACAAUGGCGACCGGCUAUACUGUUUUUCAACAGUUUUAUGGUUCUUGGUACCAUUUUCGUUGUGGACAUGCCGACAGCACUACAACACGAAGUUAUUAACAGUCGGGACAUCACAACUGUUGGAGGUGGUACAAACAAUACAAACACAGAGAAUGCCUGCAAAGUGUGUCUCGGUUUAGGAGCAGUCCGUUACAAUCUGCUACACUCCUCCCUGCGAUGGACAUCAGCGAUCCUCAGUCUGCCUGUUGGAUAUCUGAUUGAUAGACUCGGCAACGGUCGAUCCGCCAUCUUGCUUACGUCACUUCAGUUCCUGGGGUCGAUCCUGUUCGCCGUAAGUGCUGUGUCUCAUGCCCCCAUAGUAACUGCAAUGUACGCAGUGAUGGUGGCAGGGAGGAUUCUACUGGCGUUUGGUGAAACACCUCUGUGUUUCGUUCAAGGUAGAGUUGUUGCCCACUGGUUCUCGGAGGAAUCUCUUCUGCCACUGUCCUUCAUUAUACUCAGUCAACGUGGAGGUUCGAUCCUGACGUUCUAUGUGUCUGCAACUGUUGCUGAUAAAGUAGGAUUUGGAGUGGCGGUAUGGAGUGGGGCAUGCCUAUGCGGACUGGGAGUGAUCUCGGCCAUCUGCCUAGCCAUGGCUCUUCGGAAAAUUCAGAUGAAGCAGGCAUCGAAGACCAGUGACACUAAUCGUACUACGUUUUCCGACAUAAAGGCUGUCCCCAGAAAAUUCUGGGUACAUGUAUGCAUGAUAGCAUUGCUGUAUGGGCAGGUAAUCAGCUUUCAUGCGAACUUACCGGAGUAUUUACUGUUACAAUACGGAUUUUCCCCAACAACGUCUUCGUACAUCACCGGCUCGGCAAUGCUGCCUUUCGUCGUUGGUCCUCUCGUUGCUAUGGCCUUGAAUAAGAUAGACUGCAUUGGAAUUUUAGUGACAUGUGCUGCAGUGACGAUCGUACCAGUUUUCUCGUUGUUAGGAUUUUGUCACUCCGUCCAUCCACUUUUCCUCACCAUUAGCCUGGGAUUUGCAAAUUGUGUUACCGAGCUGGGAAUGUGGCAGGUAGCGGUGUUGUUGGUGCCUCGUUCCUGUUUUGGCACGGUAACUGGGAUUAUGUAUCUCGUAAGAAACGUUGUGAUUGGUCUCACACUGCUACUGGAUGGAUAUUUACUACAGAAACAUGACAUACAUGGAAUAAGAGAUCCACUAGAGGGAUAUCAUGAUUUCUUCUUGGCUCUGGUAAUGCUGACGUCACUAUCAGUUCUCUGUGGUAUACUUCUCAAUGUUUGGGAUAUUAAUGACACAUGUGCAAUUAAUCAACGUUUGGGGAGAUGGAAACACAAGACUGACGAAAAAAGUAGUUUACUACAGAAAGCCAUAGAAAUGGACAUGACAGAGAAAAGUCCCGUUGGUGAUGGCAGUAUGAAAACUGGUAGCGGAGUAGCAGAUUAUCCAAAUGGACAUGAGGGGAACGAAACUAACAAAAGUAUAAAUGGCGAAGCUACCAGUUAA
This is a messenger RNA of Ylistrum balloti, 1509 nucleotides long. RefSeq names its product major facilitator superfamily domain-containing protein 1-like. NCBI's taxonomy places the organism in Eukaryota, Metazoa, Mollusca, Bivalvia, Pectinida, Pectinidae. Gene Ontology annotation, biological process: transmembrane transport. The transcript has 12 exons. Gene Ontology annotation, molecular function: transmembrane transporter activity. The record is from RefSeq and is a predicted model, not a curated record. The annotation marks the transcript as partial.